AUGCGCCGCCACACGAUGCUCGCCGCCCUCCUGCUCGUUGUAGCCGUUUCGCUCGCCGACGCGCAACUCUCGCCCACAACAACCACCGCCACAUCCGCCACCGCCACAAGCAUCCCCACAGGCCAAGUCCUGACCGUCACCAGGGGCUAUGAGCACUCCUUCAACCCCGGCUGGCAGGAGCUCGAGCGGCGCGAACUGGCGCGCGUGAAGGCGUUGCAAAAACGCGUGGGGGCCAUGCGAGCCGCCACGCUCGUCGUCGGCCCCGCCAUGCUCAUCCUCGUCGUGCCAGUCUGCUGUGUCACGCUUUGGGUGUUUAUCAAGCCCCAGGCGCGGCGACCGACGCCGCACAAGCCCAAGCCCAAGCCCAAGCCAGAAGCAGUCGAGAUGGCGCCGCGUAGCCCGUCGCCGGCGAAGGCGCAGCCCGUAAUCGGCCCAACGGCUACUGAGCCGUACGCCUAUCCCACCGGCACCGGCACCGGCUCGAAGGCCAGCGCGGCGACGCUGGCGGCAGCAGCGAUUCCCCUCCUCGCCAAGUCUGCCGCCGCGUCCACAUACGUCUCCACCACGACUGUGGCACUGUGGCUCGACGACGCGGCGUACUACGACAACAAGUACAAGUAUGACCGGCUGAUCGCCGAGGAGGAUUUCCGCCCGUGGAUGAUUGCGCUGGUGGCUAUCAUGGGCGUGUCGGUGCUGAUCGUGGCGGGGUUCGCGCUGGUACGUGUGCCACGGCUGGCUGUGGGUAGCUAG
Messenger RNA from Vanrija pseudolonga, 750 nucleotides. RefSeq lists its product as uncharacterized. NCBI's taxonomy places the organism in Eukaryota, Fungi, Basidiomycota, Tremellomycetes, Trichosporonales, Trichosporonaceae. The coding region runs from base 1 to 750 and encodes 249 amino acids. The record is from RefSeq and is a predicted model, not a curated record. The transcript has a single exon.